Clunio marinus is the source of this 786-nucleotide messenger RNA. The record is from the annotation of a GenBank genome assembly. NCBI's taxonomy places the organism in Eukaryota, Metazoa, Arthropoda, Insecta, Diptera, Chironomidae.
AUGAAGGCUGCAGUGUUGACAAUUAUUCUCUUCAGUUGUUUAAUUUAUGACAGUUCAAGUGAAAGUGCCAGUAAAAUUAUAAAUGGAAAAUUAGCUGAAGAAGGAAGAUUUCCUCACAUGGUGCAAUUGUCGAUAAAGAAGAGAGAAGGAACGAAGUAUUGUGGUGGAAGUUUAAUAAGUUCGCAAUGGGUUUUGACUGCAGCUCAUUGCAUUAAGGGCAUGAGAUCAGCGAAAGCUUACAUGGGAUCAGUUUUCUGGCGAACCAUGACAUUGAAAUUGAAGAUUAUUGAUGGAUCAAUUCACCCAAAUUAUAAAAAUAUCAAUGCUGAUGAUAUUGGUUUGGUGAAACUUGAGAAACCUGUUGAAUUUAAUAGCCGAAUUCAACCAAUUGAGCUUCCAGCGAGACAUCAACUUCCAACAGAAACUUUCAUUAAUUCAACACUAUUCGUGCCAGGUUUCGGAGACACUAAGAAUGGAUCGCAAUCAAAUCUCUAUUUACGGUAUGUUGAAAUGUAUGGAGUAAGCAAUGAAGAUUGUAGCAAUGAGUGGGGUUGGAGAAUGCGGGAAACUUUUGUCUGUGCUCAAGGCUUAAAUAGCUUCAACCAUACAACAUGCAACGGUGAUAGUGGAAAUGGUUUGAUAACGAAAAUUGAUGAUGUAACGAUUGUGUUCGGUAUCGUAUCUUAUGGCGCACCAGGUUGUGUAGGCAAAGCAAAAGUUUUUACCAGGGUCGCCUCAUACUUGGACUACAUUCAUUCAGUGACAGGAAUAGAAAUAAAAAAUUAA